Messenger RNA from Papaver somniferum (opium poppy), 711 nucleotides. RefSeq lists its product as uncharacterized. NCBI's taxonomy places the organism in Eukaryota, Viridiplantae, Streptophyta, Magnoliopsida, Ranunculales, Papaveraceae. Gene Ontology annotation, molecular function: nucleic acid binding; RNA-DNA hybrid ribonuclease activity. The transcript is spliced from 2 exons. Bases 1 to 711 code for a protein of 236 amino acids. The record is from RefSeq and is a predicted model, not a curated record.
AUGCAUAAUCUUCCUUUGCCAAAUGGGGGUGAAGAUAAGAGAGUUUGGAUGCCAAACUUUUCAGGUGAUUUUUCGGUAAGUUCUGCCAAGGAACUUAUUCGUCAGAAACAUGGUAGAUUCAAUGCAGCGUCUAUGCUGUGGAGGAAGGAAAUUCACCCUAAACUUGCGGCUCAAAACUGGAAAUUCAUUCGUGGUGCUUCUCGUGCGUGGUCUUGGAUUUCUGAUAUCUUUGGUAUGUCAGCAAAUUUCAACAUUGUGGCUUCUUUCAAGGAAGCGAAGGGAAUAAGUGCAAUUGUCCGUGACUUGUGGCUGGUGGCGAAAUUAGUAAUCAGGUCAGAACUUUGGGCUAUGCGCAAUAAAUGCAUCUUUGAGAAACAGAAACCGAGCUGGAGUCUUUUUUCUAAAAGAGUGCUGAAGCUAAUACAAGAAUAUUCAGUCCGCCUAAAAGGGUUUAUGCGCAACAGUGUGGAAGAUAUGGUGCUGUUGGAUUACUUCCGUGUGGUUCAUAGAAGUGUUAGACACCAGCAGCCUAUUGAAGUGUUAUGGAAGCCUCCGGAUCUUAAUGAGAUUCUAAUUUGUUGUGAUGGAGCAGCGCGUGGGAAUCCAGGUAUUGUGGGUGCAGGAGUGGUGGCAAGAGACUCUAGCUGUGCAGUUCUUGGUGCUUUGAGUAUUGGUCUUGGAGUUACUACAAACUAUUUGGCGGAACUAUAA